This is a messenger RNA of Zymoseptoria tritici IPO323, 1362 nucleotides long. RefSeq lists its product as uncharacterized. The record is from RefSeq and is a predicted model, not a curated record. The transcript has a single exon. Bases 1 to 1362 code for a protein of 453 amino acids. Gene Ontology annotation, biological process: mitotic spindle organization. Gene Ontology annotation, cellular component: dynactin complex; cytoplasm. NCBI's taxonomy places the organism in Eukaryota, Fungi, Ascomycota, Dothideomycetes, Mycosphaerellales, Mycosphaerellaceae.
AUGACCACACCCGCCGCCCCACCUCAACGUCUAACCCAACUCCCCGGCUACGACACCGCUCCCGACGUCUACGAAACCGGCGGCCGCACCUCCAGCAGUUUGUCCAACACAUCUUCCCAUUCCGCCGACGGUGGAGCAAACACAUCUGACACCUCCGACCCGGAAGACGAAGAGGAAGAUGUCUCUACAAGUGGAUAUGGAGUUAGUAGGAGGAGACUACAUCCCGGACAAGCGAGACGGCGGUUCGUGGGAGCGAGUCGUGGGGUUGAGACGAGAGGGGUGGAUUAUGGUGAUCGGGUUGAUGGAAAGCGGAGGGGGCUGACGAAGAGGAGUAGGAGGGUUGAUGUGGAUAGUGAGGAGGAAGAGGAAGGGUUGGAGGCGAGGAUCGCGAGGUUGAGGAGGGAGGUGGAGGAGUGUCGGGUUGAGGCUGAGAAGGAGAGGGGAGAGGAGGGUGAGGGUGGAGGAGAUGGGAUGGGAUAUUUGGAGGAGUUGGGACGGAUGAUUGGGGAGUUGGACGGUGGUGCGAAGACGAGAGGAGCUACGGGAGGACACAAGAGGACAGGAUCGAAGUAUCACGACGCGCCCACGAUUCCACCCACCGCUACGGCGAGUACACAACCAUCGACGUCAACGCCAGAGCGAAGUGAACCAGUCGACGAGCAGACCCUCACCUCAAUCACUACCUUCGACACCCGCCUAACAGCCCUCGAGUCCGCCCUAGGCCUCUCCUCCCUCGACCCAACAAGCCAAAUCUCCGUCCUCACCGCACCCCUCCUCCCAACCCUCACCCUCCUCGACCAACAACUCGCAACCCUCAGUUCAGCAACCUCCCUCUCCGCCCUCGAAGCCGCUUCAUCUCGAAUCCACAAAUUGAAAUCCGAAGCCGCGUCCUUGUCCCAAUUACAAUCUCAACGCGGUCCACCGACAGCCAAUAACAACAGCGCCUCCACACCCUCCGCUUCAACCCCUACCACUGACGAUGAAGAAGAAGAAUCAACAACCGCGGACUCGGCCAAGCCAGCUACCUCCGCCCUGCUCAGCGCCGAUGAUUUGAAAACUUUGACGGAACUUCACGGCCUGCUUCCGACCCUGACAUCACUCACGCCGUUAAUACCCCACCUCACUACCCGGCUGCGGUCCUUGCGAACGUUACAUACCACAGCGGCCACGGCGGCGAGCGAUUUAGAUGGGAUUGAGAAACGGCAAGCGGAGAUGGAGAGCGAAUUGAGAGUUUGGAGGGAAGGGUUGGAGAAGGUGGAGGAAGCGGUGAGGGAGAGUGGCGAGGCGAAUGGACGGAAUGGAAAAGUGGUGGAGGGGUGGGUUGGGGAGUUGAGGGAGCGGGUGGAGAAGUUGGGUCGAUGA